AAUCUAGAUCACAAAUGUCAAACUCGUCAAAACUAGGCGAGAAAAGUGUAUUGUUGUUAUUUCUUCUAUUAAUUUAAUACUUAUGAUAUUACUAUUUGCUCAUUGUGGUCGAUAAUUUCAAUACAUGUUAAAACGAUUUAAAAUUACAUUUGUCAUUUUUAUUUACUAGUUCUAGUGUCGACGAUGGUUGAAGACUCGAGCUUGAAUUCCAACAAACCAAAGACAAAAACAACACGACCAAAAGCGGUAUACUUAUGGACAGAAGCCGAUGUGCAAAAAUGGUUACGACGUCACUGCAGCGACUACUACAAUCUUUACUGGGAACGAUUUCAUGAGCAUGACAUAACAGGCAGAGCACUGGUCCGCAUAAAUGACAACACCUUACUACGGAUGGGAAUCACCAACAAGGAACACCGAGAGGCAAUAUGGAGAGAGAUACUCAAACUGAGACUGAAGGCUGAUAUUGUGGAAAUUAGAGACUUAGAGAGGAGACACAACUAUUUCAACUAUGACUUGUGACAAAACAUUGACUGUGAAAGUGAAGGACCAGUUAUGUGGAAGAACCAAUACCCAUUGUUGAAGAAGUAUUCUCUAAAUAAUGAUGGUGACAUAUACAAUAAACGCAGUGCUGUAGCUCAUCUCUACCGUGCCUUACUUAUUAUACUUAGACUAGGUAAGAAUAUAAAUAGAUGAUCCAAAUGUUGCUAUUUAACAAAUUCCUACUAUAUUAGUAGAUUUUAUUAAUCAGUUGCUCAUCUAAUAAUUGAUGAUUUACAGAUAUUUAUUUCUAAACUAGUAAUGGAAACUUAUUAUAUAAACAAAUGCAAUCAAAUUAUUAAGUGUUUUCAUGUAUUAUUAAUUACAUUUUAAGAUUGUUUAAAAUAAGGCUAAGGUAUCCAUAGCUGCUUAGUAUUUGCAGGAGUUUAACUCCAUGCCUUGUAUAUCCGUCGCUAGAAUUGUUUUUAAGAGGCUCAAUAUAGAAUAUACCAUUUCAUGUAUUUAUCUUGUUAUGCUUCACAGUAAAAAUGACCAGUGUUUUGUAUUUUAAAAACAUAUCUUUUUAUGGUCAUGGGUUUCACAUCUUAAAUUGUAUGAAUGUUGUUAAAAUUAUAUUAUAGAGAUUUAAACUUAGAAGCUUUUUAAAAAUAUAUUUCAUCCAAUCCAACAUUGUUAGAGAAAUGUUUACCUUUAAAGGAAAUGUAUUUGUUUUCUUAAAUCCUCUAAUAUUGUCUGUUAUUAUAUUGUGUAUCAUUAUCAAGGCAAUUUAAAAAACCUGUAAAAAUUAAAGCUUUUCAUAAAUUAAUGUUGUGUGAUAACAAUUAGCAUUUUACAUCUUAGGUAGUUAAAUAAUUUUCAAAUACAUUAAAAAAACUAUAGAAAUUGUAGCUUAUUUUAAUGGCAAUUUUAUAGUUAUCCAAACAAUAUAUUAAUAGCUGCAGUGUAGUACUGUAAGAAAGUAGAUAGAAAUUAUGUAAAUAUAGAUAGUAGGAUAUUGUAAAUUUGAAAUAAAAACAUUUUAUAGAUUUUUAA
This is a messenger RNA of Trichoplusia ni (cabbage looper), 1530 nucleotides long. RefSeq names its product protein aveugle (gene ave). Gene Ontology annotation, molecular function: protein binding. Gene Ontology annotation, biological process: cell surface receptor protein tyrosine kinase signaling pathway. The record is from RefSeq and is a predicted model, not a curated record. Bases 184 to 519 code for a protein of 111 amino acids. The transcript is spliced from 3 exons. NCBI's taxonomy places the organism in Eukaryota, Metazoa, Arthropoda, Insecta, Lepidoptera, Noctuidae. Gene Ontology annotation, cellular component: cytoplasmic side of plasma membrane.